AUGUCUUCUAUUCGCCGCCUCGUCUCUUCGGCUUUUCCUCCUCCGACCGCGAAACCUCCCCCACCGUUUUUCCGACCCACUAUGCCUGUUGAACGCACUCGAGGGUCUCGCAGGACAACCGCCGAUGGGAACAACCUGGUUUGGACGGAGCCUUCAACCGCUCCGGGCAUCUCUUUCGCGACAAAUGUCACGCCAACGACGUUUGUCGCAGACCAACCAGCCUCUGGCCAGACUUUCUUCAUGGUCGAGCCAACACCACCCUCAACCGCCCCCCGUCGCUCGCAUAAACGCCGUUCAGCGUCCACUCCUUCCACUCCCAACGCCAAUCUGAGCACCGAUCCUCAUAUUCCGCGCCCGCCCAACGCUUUCAUCCUCUUCCGCUCGUCGUUCGUCCGCGCUCGCACCGUCCCAGCGACGCUUGAACCCUCCCACUCUGCCUUGUCUGCAAUUGCGGGCAUGACCUGGGCCCAGCUUCCAAAGGAGCAAAAGGCAAUGUGGCACGCUAUUGCGCGCGAGAAGCGGCAGGAACACGCCGAGCGCUUCCCCAACUACACCUUCCGGCCCAAUCGACGCUCGGUCAGCGCGCCUGUGAAGCAGCGCAAGCCGAAAAUCAAGCUUGAAGACGACGGGAGUGGGGAGGAUGACGGAUUCGUGGCCAAACCGGUGCGCGAUUUGGCGCCUGCCGACCGUGACCGUGCUGCCCAUAUUGCGGACUUGCUUGUGGCGGGCUUCCAUGGCGAGAGUCUGGGCAAGGGCGUCGAGCUGUACGACGCGACAAGGGGCAAGCAAGGCCCAGAAAUUCGCUUCAGCGUUGUUGAGACACCUGAAGAUCGGCGCAAGCAGGUGAAGGAGCGCAAGACAGCCAAGGCGGCAACGAGACAACGGGUUUCGUCAACCGCUUCUAGUCCUGGCCCAUUCGACUUCGAAGUCGCUUCUUCACCUUCUCCUUCGACAUGGUCAACUUGCUCGUCGCCUAUUGACUGCCCAAGUCCCAAUUACUCGUCUUCCUUCGAGUGGCCUGCUCCUUCCAGCGAUGUCUUCGACUUCAGCGCUUACGACUUCGACUCGCUGCCUGGCACUGCUCCCGCCUCACCAGCACUCUCAUUCGCCUCCACAUCGAGCGCGUCAUCUGGCCUGCUGUCCACGGCAACUUCCUACGAGAACUUGUCCGCCCAAUUCGCCGCAGACGAGCUGCUCGAUCUCAACUUACUGGGCCUCGACAUGUCCCUACUGGACUUCAACGCCUGUUCUCCCGAGUUUGCGCCCCCCGCGACGAUUUCGCUCCCGCAGCUCGACCUUUCCCACCCGGGAGUCGUUUUCAGUGACGAGCACUGGCAAUAG
Mycena indigotica is the source of this 1341-nucleotide messenger RNA. RefSeq names its product HMG box domain-containing protein. The transcript is spliced from 2 exons. Lineage: Eukaryota; Fungi; Basidiomycota; Agaricomycetes; Agaricales; Mycenaceae. The coding region runs from base 1 to 1341 and encodes 446 amino acids. The record is from RefSeq and is a predicted model, not a curated record. Gene Ontology annotation, cellular component: nucleus. Gene Ontology annotation, biological process: regulation of transcription by RNA polymerase II. Gene Ontology annotation, molecular function: DNA-binding transcription factor activity, RNA polymerase II-specific; RNA polymerase II cis-regulatory region sequence-specific DNA binding.